CCGGGAGGCGGGGACGCGGCGUCGGCGGCGGCUCCUCCAGUCGCGUCUUUCUCACUCACUGGGGAACCCGGCGGUGGCGGCACCUUUGGAGGCUGAGCAGCCAGCCGCGAGCCCGCCAGUGGGAGGUCGGGCAGACUGACGGCAGAGCCGACGGACCGACGGACAGCGGGGCAGCCAGGCGGCUCGGGGGACCUCAGGAUCCGCCAUGAGCUGGGGCACGGAGCUGUGGGAUCAGUUCGACAGCUUAGACAAGCAUACACAAUGGGGAAUUGACUUCUUGGAAAGAUAUGCCAAAUUUGUUAAAGAAAGGAUAGAAAUUGAACAGAACUAUGCGAAACAAUUGAGAAAUCUGGUUAAGAAGUACUGUCCCAAACGGUCCUCCAAAGAUGAAGAGCCAAGGUUUACUUCGUGUAUAGCCUUUUUUAACAUCCUUAACGAGUUAAAUGACUAUGCAGGACAGCGAGAAGUAGUAGCAGAAGAAAUGGCGCACAGAGUUUAUGGUGAAUUAAUGAGAUACGCUCAUGAUCUGAAAACUGAAAGAAAAAUGCAUCUUCAAGAGGGACGAAAAGCUCAGCAAUACCUUGACAUGUGUUGGAAACAGAUGGAUAAUAGUAAAAAGAAAUUUGAAAGAGAAUGUAGAGAGGCAGAGAAGGCACAACAGAGUUACGAAAGAUUGGAUAAUGACACUAAUGCAACCAAGGCAGAUGUUGAAAAGGCUAAACAGCAGUUGAAUCUACGUACGCAUAUGGCUGAUGAAAAUAAGAACGAAUAUGCUGCACAAUUGCAAAACUUUAAUGGAGAACAGCACAAACAUUUCUACGUAGUCAUUCCUCAGAUUUACAAGCAACUGCAAGAAAUGGAUGAACGAAGGACUGUUAAACUUAGUGAGUGUUACAGAGGAUUUGCAGACUCAGAACGGAAAGUUAUUCCUAUCAUUUCAAAGUGUUUGGAAGGAAUGAUUCUCGCAGCAAAAUCAGUUGACGAAAGAAGAGACUCUCAGAUGGUAGUAGACUCCUUUAAGUCUGGAUUUGAACCUCCCGGAGACUUUCCAUUUGAAGAUUACAGUCAGCAUAUUUAUAGAACCAUUUCUGAUGGGACUAUCAGUGCAUCCAAACAGGAAAGUGGAAAGGUGGAUGCCAAAACCACAGUAGGAAAGGCCAAGGGCAAGUUGUGGCUCUUUGGAAAGAAGCCAAAGGGCCCAGCACUAGAAGAUUUCAGUCAUCUGCCACCAGAACAGAGACGUAAAAAACUACAGCAGCGCAUUGAUGAGCUUAACAGAGAACUACAAAAAGAAUCAGAUCAAAAAGAAGCACUUAACAAAAUGAAAGAUGUAUAUGAGAAGAAUCCACAAAUGGGGGACCCAGGGAGCUUGCAGCCUAAAUUAGCAGAGACCAUGAAUAAUAUUGACCGCCUGCGAAUGGAAAUCCACAAGAAUGAGGCUUGGCUUUCUGAAGUUGAAGGCAAAACAGGUGGAAGAGGAGACAGAAGACAUAGCAGUGACAUAAAUCAUCUUGUAACACAGGGACGAGAAAGUCCUGAGGGAAGUUACACCGAUGAUGCAAACCAAGAAGUUCGUGGACCACCCCAACAGCAUGGCCACCACAGUGAGUUUGAUGAUGAGUUUGAAGAUGAUGAUCCCUUGCCUGCUAUUGGACACUGCAAAGCUAUCUACCCUUUUGAUGGACAUAAUGAAGGCACUCUGGCAAUGAAAGAAGGUGAAGUUCUGUACAUUAUUGAGGAGGACAAGGGUGACGGAUGGACAAGAGCUCGGAGACAGAACGGUGAAGAAGGCUACGUUCCCACAUCAUACAUAGAUGUAACUCUAGAGAAAAACAGUAAAGGUUCCUGAAGAGGGUUUCUGAGGAAAUGGGCAAGAUGUUGAAGGAGGUUACAUGCAGCUGCUUUUGGGGGGGAGGUGUUAGAGUUGUCAGGCUCAGAGAGAGUGAGAGAAGCAAGUUGCAUGAGUGCAUGCAGACAUGAUUAUUUUUUACUAACUUCAUUAGCAUUUCCAUGUGUUGCUUUAAAAAAUCAUUGUAAUACCAACACUUAAACUUGUCAUGUAUAGCUAUUCAUAUAAAGGAAAAAAAGCCAACAAUGGCUAACCUUUUUUUCCAUCUGUUUUACUGAUGUUCAAAUUGGAAAGAAUGCAGAGCUCUUAUUAAAUUUGACUGUCCUGACAGGACUGUCUGUCCCAGCUCUGUUUUAAUUGGCUUUUAGACCCAUUGUCUGUCAGAAUCCUUGCCAUUUGUCAGUGUCUGCCUGCGCCACCUCUGUGCUUGCUUAACAUCCUGUUGCAUGUCUAGAGUGAUCGGGUUUAGAUUUUUAGGCAUGUCUUUAUAAUCCCUUGUUCUUGUCAAAGCCUUUGUUUUGUUUUACAUUUGUAGUGCAAAUCACUUUGUCAGACAUCUCCAGCACUAAUGUUCCAUCCUAGUAUUUGUGUAUGCUGCUAUAAUGUCCCCACUACAGAACAUUCCAGUUUUGGCAUUAUGAAGAAGUAGUUUGUGAACCUGAAGUAUUUAUGAUCAGAAAAAGAAAACAUCUCUGCUCUAGCCUACAGCCCAGUUGAAAGAACUCUUUGAAACAUGAUCGAUCUUCAGCCCCUCAGUCUGGGAAGAACCUAUAGUCAGCAAUGAAAUCCUGGCAUAAUAAACACAGAAGAUACUCACCGCCUCAAGACAAAGGACUGUUGUCAGAAGUCAGCUGCUUCCAUUCAAAUGCUGCCUUAAACUAGAGUGCCUAAAUCUGUUGAUUGCCAACUCUACCACUACAGUGUCCCACAAAGGGCUUCAUGUGUCAACUAAGUGUGACCUCCUUUAACUUGGCAGUGCUGCUGCCGCUGCCAUACAACCUCCAUGGGGGGCUUUUAGUGCUCUGCCACGUUUGACGGUGCAUCUUCAAAUUUACACAUCAAACUAAAGACAUGUCCGAGUCCAUUUUAUUUAAUCAGUGUUUUCAAUGAGAAGUUUUAUGGACCUCUCCCCUCAUUGUCUUUAAUUUGGGGUUACCGUGUUCUCAUUUAAUUAGUACAAUGAUAGUCUGUUUCCAAGUGAUGAUUUUAUUUGAACUGGAUAAAAUAUAGUGAAACUUUGUAAUGAUCUAUGUGCACUUUUACUUGUAAAAUGGGAGUUUCUGUAUGUUUAUACUUGUAUAUAUAAUUGUCAUCAGUGCCCCUAUUGCUCAUGUUGUCCUGCCUUGCAUUUGUGAUUCUGUUAAUGACUUGUAUCUUUACUGAUUUCUUAGUGGCAUUUAAUAGGGAGGUGGGUGGGGGUGGGGGGGAUAUUUGUAACAUGGAAGAUUGAUUAAUUUGGUUCUUUACUGUUUUGAGGGAAGAAAGAAAACGUGAAAUGGUCUAUGUAUUGUUGGAUUUCAAGCAAUAUUUUAGAAGCUGUGUGAUCGCUUUAAUAAUUUUCCCCAGUGUUAUUUGAAUUGUACUCCCAGUUAUAUUAAUACUAAAGCUGAGUGGCAGUGGUGUGAAAGUGGAUGCCAUCGUAAGAUCAAGUAUGCUCCUGUUACACAGCUGACAUACAGUUUAUUACCUUUAAGACUAGUAAACUAUGAAGUUUUAGAUUUUAAAUCUUGUUACAGGGUUAUUUAUAUAAUGUGACAUUAUUCAGUACUGACAGACUACAUAAAGUAGUUUUAAAAUCCAGUGCUAUUUUUAUUUUCAAGGUUAGCAGUGAAGAGGAAAUGUGAUCUGGCUCUGUUUGUCUUCUGUACAAAGCCUGAAGUGCUUGUGUUUUUUUGGCUAAUAGCCACAGAGGGCAAAGUUUAAGGCUUUCUCGUGAGGACUAACUGUUCUUUUCAAGCUACUGUUUGUUUUUCUUAAAGCAGGAUUUGCUUCUGUAGGAGGCAAGUUCCUUCAUGUGGAAUAGUGCAACCUGUAUAUGGAUUAUUAAAAUAAGGAAGACAUUUGUACUUGCACAGUUUAAAUCAUUCUUAAAUUUGAACAUGUGAAUUGUCCAAAAGAAAUCUUUAGUUUUCCAGUAAUUUUUACUCUUUCUGUGCACAUGUUGAUUUCUUAAUGUAAAUGCUUUGUUUAAGAUAGUGUUCUCUGUUGAGAAUAUUUUCAUGGAAUAAAAUAAUCUUUUCAUGGUCCAUUAAGGUGUAUAGAAUUAUCUCUUAUUAUCGCUAUGUGAAUUAAAGAGAUGUAUUGGUUUUGUUAUUGAAUGUGCUAUGCUCCAGGUAAUACAACAUAGAUGGCUACACUCCAUAAAUGGAAGCAUUUGUGUUGGGCAGCAAGUUUUGCAAAGCAGUUUUGAAAGUUAUAUUCUAGGUUUAGUUUCUCUCAAGCUUUCCUAAAGAAAAAAAAAAGUUAACUUUCUUUACAGUGAAUAAUAAUUUGUAUUUUUUAAUCUUUGUUCUACAAUAGUUGUGUUAGACUUUUUUACACCAUCUUAUCCUGUGCAUCCAUAAGAACUGUCCCUAUACUACAUAGCUUGGUCUAGUCUUAGGCUGGUCAGCAUUUCCCUUGCUUCUGCUUUCCUAAUCAGUCAGAGUGAGUGCCUGUGUCUUCAUGGCAUCUCAAAACAUGGAAACAGAAUGUUGGCCACAAUUAGUGUCACAUUCAUGAUUUUAGAAUGUCUUAAUUUCAGAAGAUUAACCUUUUUUAAAAGGGCAAAUACAAAACUAUGACUAGUAAGUUCUAGAAACUAAAAAGGAAUGAAACUCAGAGUUGAUCCUGAACAAUGAGGGGUGGUAAUUGUUGAGAUGAAAAUUUAGAGAUCCAUGCCAAGCUUCUAAGUAGGGACAUACACAAAACAAAACAUCAGGAAAACAACGCCUAUCAGAAUACUCAACAAUGAAAAGGACUUCUACUAUCUGAACCAAAAUCAAGGAAGUCAUAUCCUACUUGGUAGGGAAAGAUAACAUCCUUAUAGCAGUAUUAAGGAAAGAGUAAAAGGAAAAGGGUCUCCAGACUUGUUGUAAAGGAUAGAUUUUCUUUGUGAAGAACAUAUUAGUGCAAGUGGAAAAAAAAAAAAAAAUACCAAAAGCAA
Molecule: messenger RNA, 4994 nt
Organism: Dama dama (fallow deer)
Lineage: Eukaryota; Metazoa; Chordata; Mammalia; Artiodactyla; Cervidae
Gene: FNBP1L
Product: formin binding protein 1 like
Exons: 15
Coding region: 206-1849 (547 amino acids)
Biological process (GO): signal transduction
Molecular function (GO): protein binding
Source: RefSeq, a predicted model, not a curated record